GUACUGUUACUGGUCGAUAGGAAAGAAAAUAUGGAAUGCCCUGGCCCCGGUAUUGUACUAUUUUCAUUUUGACCAAUAUGCCCCGGGCCUCUCCUUUUGUGUAGCUGCGUGCCUCCCUCCAUCCCCAUCGCAUCACACAGAAUCAAAGGAAAGGAGACGUACGAUACGAUACGAUAUGGAUAGGGUAUUCUCAGUGGACGAUAUCUCCGAUCAUUUCUGGCCGCCGCCUCCGAUCCCCGUCUCCGGCGCCAACACCUCCUCUCAGAUGAGCCGCAGCGCCUCCGAGUGGGCCUUUCAGCGCUUCAUCCAGGAAGCUUCCGCCUCCGCACCCUCUCCUCCGUCUUCUUCCUCCCCCGCCGACGUCGUAUUCGUGGAGAUCGAUGAUCAGCCCAAACCCACCCCUCCGCCUCCGUCACACGGCGGCGUUCUGCCCAGUGACCCUGGUCCCGUGGCCCUUGACUCCGAGGAAUACCAGGCCUUUCUCAAGAGCAAGCUCAACCUCGCAUGCGCCGCCGUCGCCAUGACUAGGGGAUCUUUGGCUAAAUCUCAAGACCCGUCCCCUUUUUCUGAUGGUGGAUCACAGCCGACUAAUCCUUCUCUAGUUGGAUCUCAGACUACUUCUAAAGGAUCUAUUCCUUCUGGAAAUGAUCAAUCUAAGUUACAAGAUAAAGAUACCAAUGCACCAGUUGGGAUUCCUUCCAUACCUGCCAUACAAAAGAAACCUGCUGUUGCAAUUAGGCCAUCUACAAGUGGAUCAUCAAGAGAACAGUCAGAUGAUGAGGACAUUGAGGGAGAGACAUCUAUGAAUGACAACACAGACCCUGCUGAUGUAAAACGAGUAAGGAGGAUGCUAUCCAAUAGGGAGUCAGCCCGUCGCUCUAGAAGAAGAAAGCAGGCUCAUUUAACUGACCUAGAAACACAGGUUUCUCAAUUAAGAGGUGAAAAUUCUACCUUGUUAAAGCGCCUUACUGAUGUUAGUCAGAAAUACAGCGACUCUGCUGUUGACAACAGAGUUUUAAAAGCUGAUGUUGAAACAUUAAGAGCAAAGGUGAAGAUGGCUGAAGAGACCGUCAAAAGAAUUACUGGGUUGAACCCAAUGCCUCAUGCCAUGUCUGAUAUAUCAUCAUUGGGCCUGCCAUCAUUUGAUGGAAGAAGCCCUUCAGACACUUCAGCUGAUGCAUCUGUUCCUGUGCAAGAUGAUCCACAUCAUCACUUCUAUCAACCCACAUUGAAUAAUCCUAUUCCCAGUCAUGAUCAGAUAGUCAACAAUGGUUUGGGGGGCAUUUCUUCAAUUGAAAAUGUGCAGCAGCAGAACGCUGCAGCAGUGGUAGGUGGGAACAAGAUAGGUCAAACAGCAUCCCUGCAGCGGGUGGCUAGCUUGGAACAUCUUCAGAAGCGGAUUCGUGGUGGACCUCCAUCUGAGCAGUAACUAAGUAGCCAGAUCUUAAGGUUGCUUUGCCAAAAAAUUAUUCUAAAACAGUUAUUUCUGUUGCCUAUUCUUCUGGAAUACAUUGUAAAUCAUUUGAUGGAGCACAUGAUGCUGGAUUCAAUUAGUGCACCCCGUUUUUUUUUUUUUUUUUUUUUUUAUAAAAAUAAUAUAAAAUGAACUUUACCUUC
Molecule: messenger RNA, 1617 nt
Organism: Glycine soja
Lineage: Eukaryota; Viridiplantae; Streptophyta; Magnoliopsida; Fabales; Fabaceae
Product: light-inducible protein CPRF2-like
Exons: 6
Coding region: 176-1429 (417 amino acids)
Biological process (GO): regulation of DNA-templated transcription
Molecular function (GO): DNA-binding transcription factor activity
Source: RefSeq, a predicted model, not a curated record